Musa acuminata AAA Group (dessert banana) is the source of this 636-nucleotide messenger RNA. RefSeq names its product calmodulin-binding protein 25-like. Gene Ontology annotation, biological process: response to osmotic stress. Gene Ontology annotation, cellular component: nucleus. Bases 1 to 636 code for a protein of 211 amino acids. The record is from RefSeq and is a predicted model, not a curated record. The transcript has a single exon. Gene Ontology annotation, molecular function: calmodulin binding. NCBI's taxonomy places the organism in Eukaryota, Viridiplantae, Streptophyta, Magnoliopsida, Zingiberales, Musaceae.
AUGGCGGACAACUGCUCGGUGCUCGAUCCGUGGGUGUACCACUCGGAAUCGGCGUGGAUCAGCGAGGUCUCUGCCCGCGAGAACGCGGCCGUCGCCAUGGCCCUCCAGAUCUCCCUCUCCGACACCACCACCUCAUCCUCCUCCUCCUCCUCCGCCGCCUCCGCCGACACCCUUUCCUCCCCUCUCCUCCUCCUCCAGCACCAACUCACUCCCCCCUCUUGCUCCUCUGCGUCCGGAGACGCCACCCUUCGCCGGCGGAAUGCCCUCGGCCCGGCCCUGCAGGGGCGGGUCUCGAAGAGGAAGUCGCACGCGUCGAAGCGGUCGGCCACCACCUACAUCUCCGCCGACCCGAUCGACUUCCAGGAGGUGGUGCAGCGGGCGACGGGGUUCCGUCUCGCGGGGGAGCCACUGGUGAAGCCCGAGCCGGUACGGUCCGCGGCGGGCGACCGGGCGGCCCUGCAACAGAUCCGCCUGCCCACGCUCGACACCUCGGUGUCUUUUCUGGAUACGGGCGCGGUCGGGAUCCCGAGCGGGGGCUUCUCGUCCGGGUUACCACCACCUGCCUACGCGCCGGACUUCGACUUCGAUCCACUACUCCCGGCCUUCCCUACGCUGGAUUCGUGGGGUGUCAUGUAG